AUGGAGUGGGGGAAGUGGAUGGCGACGACGUCGUUUAUGAUACUGCAGUUUGCAUCGUUUAUGGUGUUUGUUUGGGGAGAUAGAAGGUUUACUAAGGUCGAAAACACACCGAAAUUCGAAGGCAGUUUUCUCGGCAAAGCCACGAAUUUCUUAUGGCAACCGGAGGAAUCAGGUUAUCAACACGUUUGGCCUGACAUAGAAUUUGGGUGGCGAAUUAUUUUGGGGACGCUAAUGGGUUUGUUUGGAGCAGCAUUUGGAAGUGUUGGAGGUGUCGGCGGUGGCGGCAUAUUCGUUCCCAUGCUCAGUCUCGUUAUUGGCUUCGAUCCGAAAUCCUCCACUGCUCUGUCCAAAUGUAUGAUCAUGGGUGCAGCUUUGUCAACUGUUUACUAUAAUCUUAAUCUAAGGCACCCCACUUUGGAUUUGCCCAUCAUUGACUAUGAUCUGGUACUGCUCAUUCAACCAAUGGUCUUGCUUGGCAUUAGCAUAGGAGUGGUCUUCAAUGUGGUAGUUCCUGAUUGGAUGGUUACAUUGGUGCUUCUUGUUCUAUGUUUAGGAACAUCCGUCAAGGAAUUCUUUAAAGGCGUUGAAACAUGGAAAAAGGAAACCAUAAAGGAGGAGGAACAUGCUAGGAAACAAGAUUCAAGUGGUGUUGGGGCUGAAGUAGAAUACAGACCAAUUCCUAGUGGACCAGACACUGACAUUGCAAAGGACACCAAAAAAGAGAACCAGACAACCAAAUGUUCAGCAAUAUAUUGGGUACUGAACUUGUUGCAGAUUCCAGUUUCAAUUGGGGUAGCUGGAUAUGAGGCAAUUUCUUUGUAUAAAGGAAAGAGAGCAUUUUCUUCUGUGGGAGAUCAAGGCAAAAGUUUUACUAUUAAGAAGCUAUCUCUGUAUUGUACCUGUGGAGUAUUGGCUGGAACAGUAGGUGGCUUUCUAGGAAUAGGUGGAGGAUUCGUUAUGGGGCCACUCUUUUUGGAGCUGGGAAUCCCACCUCAGGUUGCAAGUGCUACAGCCACCUUUGGGAUGGUCUUUUCAUCAUCAAUGUCUGUGGUAGAAUACUACCUACUGAAACGUUUUCCAGUUCCUUAUGCUUUAUACUUUAUUGUGGUGGCUGCUUUUUCGGCCAUUGUAGGCCAACACAUUAUGAAGAAGUUGAUAGAUCUAUAUGGAAGAGCUUCUCUUAUCAUCUUUGUUCUAGCCUUCACAAUAUUUGUUAGUGCUCUCUCACUAGGUGGAGUUGGCUUGCUAGAAAUGGUCAAAAAGAUUCAAAAUAACGAGUAUAUGGGAUUUGAUGACCUCUGCAAGUAA
Molecule: messenger RNA, 1308 nt
Organism: Sphenostylis stenocarpa
Lineage: Eukaryota; Viridiplantae; Streptophyta; Magnoliopsida; Fabales; Fabaceae
Source: the annotation of a GenBank genome assembly